This is a messenger RNA of Ilex paraguariensis (yerba mate), 389 nucleotides long. NCBI's taxonomy places the organism in Eukaryota, Viridiplantae, Streptophyta, Magnoliopsida, Aquifoliales, Aquifoliaceae. The record is from the annotation of a GenBank genome assembly.
GACUAACCUCACCUCAUCUUAUAGUGAACACAAGCACAGACUUUGCAAGUACGCCUCUGAUGGCAGUUGCAAAUUUCAAGUGCCUUCAACCUCCAAAAGUUUCUUCUGGAGACCGCCUCUUCUGUUCUGAUGGUUGGUUCUGUUCCAUCGGAGGAUUCCGUUUGCACAAACCCACCAACAGAUGCUACCUUAUUAGAAAAUCUGAUCAAGACUUUUGCAUUGAAUCUAAGGUACUUCCCCUGACACUGCGGUUGGGCACAUUGACCUUUAAGCCUUGUAAGUGGGAAUUGGAAGGAAGCUCAUUAGAGAUGCCAAGUGAUGAGAGGGAGGCAAAAAUGCCGAGUGGUGAAAGGGAGGAGCCAUUUUUGUUGAGUGGCAUGAAGGCAUGA